Molecule: messenger RNA, 10967 nt
Organism: Amphiprion ocellaris (clown anemonefish)
Lineage: Eukaryota; Metazoa; Chordata; Actinopteri; Pomacentridae
Gene: ccdc88c
Product: coiled-coil domain containing 88C
Exons: 31
Coding region: 562-6426 (1954 amino acids)
Biological process (GO): cytoskeleton-dependent intracellular transport; cytoplasmic microtubule organization
Cellular component (GO): centrosome; cytoplasm
Molecular function (GO): microtubule binding; dynein light intermediate chain binding
Source: RefSeq, a predicted model, not a curated record
UUUCACAGUGAGGUUGAUGGAGAAAAGCGGAGGACAGAGACACGGUGGAGAUGUAGCACUUAACGGAAAUAACUGUUUUUACCGCUCCACUAUUCUUUUUUAACGCGCAUUCAACGAUUUUCUACUUAGUUUAUUUGUACUUUUCUCGUUUUACGGCGGUUUCGACACUUUACGGUCCGAGUCGGGUAUCCCUGGCAACACGAUCAACUGUCCUGCGAAGUUUGGAUCAAGUGUCUCACCUUCAACCGGAGAAUAAACGGAUAUUUACCCGCUGAACGGACGGAACCGGCUCCAGGGUGUAGACGGAGCCCGCCAGGAAGACUUUCCGGCUGUUUUUAUCCACUUUGUGUUUUCCUGGUUUGAAACCGAGCUCUGAGGGAAACGGGACAGCGCGAGACAAUAGUGGAGAGAGAGAGAGAUAGCUCGUGCAGGGGGGGAUCGAUGCUUCGCGGGGGCUUUGUUCUGUCCCGUGUGGAGACCCAGCGCGAGCCUGCGGCGGAUAUAGACCGACUGAUCGGCGGAUUGAUGAUCGGCUGCUGAUCGAUUAGCCGUCGGAGCAACAUGGACGUGACUCUGUCCGAGUUACUGGCCGCUUUCAUGGAGUCCCCGCUGGUGGCGUGGGUGAGGACGUUGGGCCCGCUGGGUUCGUGUGACGACGCCGGCUCAGAGGAACGGGUCAACAUGUUCAUGGAGCUGGUGGACGGCGUCUUCCUGCACAAGAUCAUGACUCACAUCGACCCGAGUCCCACCAAUCAGAGGCUGAACAAGAAUGUGAACAAUGACGUGUCGCUUCGCCUUCACAACCUGACUGUUCUCACCAGACACAUCAGGACGUACUACCAGGAGACCUUACAGCAGUUAAUCGUCAUGCCCCUUCCCAACAUCCUCUGCAUCGCCAAGGACCCCAUAUCAGCCAAAAGCAUGGAGGAGCUGAAAAGACUUUUGUUGCUGAUUCUGGGCUGUGCAGUGCAGUGUGAGCGAAAGGAGGAGAUGAUAGAGAAGAUCAAGCUGCUGGACAUUGAGACCCAAGCUGCCAUCGUCUCUCACAUACAGGAGGUGACCCACAAUCAGCUGAAUGUUCUGGACCUGUCCUGGCUGGAGGAAGGAUCUGAGCUGGCCCACGAUGAACUAGAACCUCUGUCUCGUAACAUGGCUGCGUCUCUACGGCAACUCAUUGACCAACGAGACAAAGCCAGUGAGGUGAUUGUAGAUCUCACCCAGGAGAGGGACUACUUCUCCAGUCAGCAGCCCCAGGAAGGAUGCAGGAACCUGGGCAUGAGCAGUCCGGAGCGUGGGCAGAAUUCUGGAGGCGUGGGAGUGAACGGUGGUUUGGCUGUGUCCACGCUGACCAAAGAGGAGAAGCAGCAUCUGUCUGUGGAACUAGCCGAUACCAAGUCCAAGCUCCGCAGAUACAGACAGGAGCUGGAGGAGAAGACGGAGCAGCUGAUGGAUUCAAAACAUGAAGUGGAGCGUCUGGAUCAGGAGUUACAGCGACUGAAACAAGAGAACCAGUCGCUGUCUUGUGAGGCUCGUUCAGUCCGAGUGUACCGAGACGAGGUGGACUCGCUGAGGGAACGAGCAGCUCGGGUCGACCGGCUGGAGACGGAACUGACCAGAUGUAAAGAGAAACUCAAUGACGUCCACUUCUACAAGACCAGAGUGGAGGAGCUCCGUGAGGACAACCUGACUCUAAUGGAAACGAAGGUGUUGUUGGAGGAGCAGCUGUCAGCCUCCAGGGGGCGCUGUGAUAAACUGCACACACUGGAAAAAGACAAUCUGUUACUACGGGCGAAGAUCCACGACCUGGAGAUGGAACGGGAUAAUGAGCGUCGGAGGCUGGAGGAGCUGGUGGAGGAGAACAUGCUGCUGGAGAUCGGACAGAAACAGAGCAUGAACGAGUCUGCUCAUCUGGGCUGGGAGCUGGAACAGCUGACCAAGAACCACGACAACACUAACACAGAGACUCGUAAGUCUCUGGUCCAUGAGCUGAAUGAGUGCGUUUCUAGCCGGGUGUUGAAGCUGGAGAAGGAGAACCGGGAGCUGCAGGCCUCCAUAGAGAGACUGAAGGAGGAGAACCACGUCCUGCAGGAGCAGCAGCUCCACACCCAGGAGCUGGACCGGGAGAACCAGAGCCUCAGCAACAAGUUGGAGCGCCUCCAGGGAUUGCUGGACCAGGAGAGAAUGACCAAUCAGGACAUGGAGUCCCUGGGAGAGGAAUUACUGAAGGAAAAACAGUGUCUGGAGAGAGAGAUGCAUGCUCUGAGGGCCACAAAAGAUCGACAGAUCUCAGAACUGGAGAGCGAGAAGCAGCACCUGUCUGAUGCAGUGGCGUCGCUUCAGGAGCGUGCUCAGUCCAACAGCGAGGCGAGGGUCCGUGAGGUGGAGGCUAAGAACCGUUUACUGCAUCAGAGCAUCACUGACACCAGUUCCCGACUGGCCAGCUUGGAAACCCAACUGAAAGUGGUCAGUGAGGAAGCAGAUAGGCUGAGAGAGCGAGCGGGACGAUGUGAGGAGGUGGAGAGAGAGGCUGCCAGACUGGAGAGGAGCAGGGACUCUCUGAGCAGAGAGGUGGAAUCUCUGCGUGAAUGCAGCAAUCAGUCAGAGGUUCUGGAGAAGCAGGUGUCCAGUUUGGAGCAGGAGGUGCACAAGCUGAAGAGAGAGGCGGAGGAGGCCCAGCGGGAGCUGCAGCGACUGGGGAAGCAGGAGGCAGAAAACAGCCUGCUGUCAAAGGAAAACCUGGACCUCCGCUGCUCCGUGGAAAACCUGCGCUCAUCAACCGCUCGCCUGCCCACCCUUCAGGAGGAGCUUCAGGAGGUGCAGAGAGAAAGACAGGAGCUGCAGAGGAGGCUGGAGGAGGCCAGUGAGGAGACACAGGGAGAGAAGAAGAGAGCAGAGAGGCUGGAGCUGAACUUGGCUGCUCUGAACCAGGAGAAGCGUCGCUUAGAGGAGGAAGUAGAAAAAAGCAAAGAGGAGAGGGUAGAGGUAGAGAGAAAGAGGCGGGAGACACAAAGCAGAGAGGAGGAACUGAGACGGGAAGUAGAGGAACUGAAGGAGGAGCGGAGAAGAAGGGAGGAAGGAGAUGAAGAGAGGAAGAAGCUCCAGCUGGACCUGGAGCAGUCAGAAAAGGGCAGGAAGUUCCUGGAGAAGGAGAGCUGGAGGAUCAGGACACUGCUGGAGGGGAAAGAGACAGAGCUGGAGGAGAAAGCAAGGCGACUGACAACGCUGGUAAAAGAAAGCGCAGCUCUGAAUAAGGAAGUGGAUCGGCUGAAGGAGAUGUCAGUCAAAGCCAAGGAGUCGGAGCGGGAGAACAAAGAGCUUCAGAAACAGGCAACUAUUGACAAGAGGACUUUGGCUACACUGAGAGAGGAACUGGUAUCAGAGAAGCUGAAUGUUCAGCAGCAGAGUGUCGAGUUAGAGAGACUGAAUGAAGAACUGGAGAAGAUCGGACUGAACAGAGAAAAACUAUUGCAACAGGAGCACACACUGGAGGACAGUAAGUACAGGCUGCUGGAGUCUCGACUGGAGAAAACGGUUCAACAGACAAUGAAGAUUAAAGAAGAGAAAAUCUCCAAUCUGGAAAAGAAACUAGAAGAGAGCAACACACUCAACAGUGCUCUCCGUACGGAGCUGGCCACGGUUCGACAGACGGUGUCUGCUCUGCGUCAACGACAGGAGGUGGAAGAGAACCACAACUCCCAGCAGCGUUCUGGGAACAACCGGGACGCCACGGCUGAGCUGCUUCGAAUCAAAGAUCAUCUCAUUGAUGUAGAGAAGAAUAACGCCUCCCUGCAGACGGAGCGCAGUCUCUUAAAGGAGCAGCUAAAACAGCUGGAAAACCAAAACACUUCUCUGAACAACCAGAUGGUGGCGUUGCAGCGAAACACCACCACCCUGCAGGAGCAGAAUUCAACGUUGCACACACAGACAGCAAAACUACAGGUGGAAAACUCCACUCUGUCCUCCCAGAGUGCGUCUCUCAUGGCCCAGAACGCGGUGCUGCAGGGUCAGGUCACCGCCUUGGAGACGGAGGUGGAGUCGUGGCAGCGGCAGCGUGAGGAGGCGUGGCGGGGCAGGGAGAGCGUGCUCAGCGAUCACGAGCGCCUGCUGAGCGUUCACGAGAGGCAAGCGCACGAGUACGAACAACUGAUCAGCCAGCACGCAGCGCUGAAAGGCAAGCAGAGGGCGCUAGAGAGCGAACACAGGACGCUGCACGGCAAGUAUUGUGUUUUGCUGCAGCAGAAGGAGAAAUGGGAGGAGCAGGAGGGCCGUGGCCAGAAAGAAAAGGAGGAGCUGAACCAGGAGAUUCAGAAGAAUCGGCUGCUACAGCAAGAUAAUCUGCAGCUAAAAACAGAACUGGACAGACUGACAGAGAACCAGUCACAGCAAACGGAGCAGAGUGAGGGACUCCAGCAGCGAGUGAACGAGCUCAAAAGCUCAUUAAGUUCCUCCCAGCUGGAGGUGAGUCGAUGGAUGGCGCGAUAUGAUUCCCUGAUGGAGCAGCAUCAGGGUCUGGAUCUCACCAUGACCAAACUGGACAACCACUGUGAGCUGCUGAGUCGACUGAAGGGAAACCUGGAGGAGGAGAACCACCACCUCCUGAGUCAGAUCAACCUGCUGAGUCAACAGAACCACACUCUGCUGGAGAGGAGCAUGGAGAGCAAAGAGAUGUAUCACCAGGAGCAGAAACUAUACAUUGAUAAGCUGAAUGCUCUUCGUCGACAAAAAGAGAAACUAGAGGAGAAGAUCAUGGACCAAUACAAGUUCUACGACCCCACACCUAAAAAGAGGAGUCAGUGGUCUGGAGCCAAAGCUUUGGCCAAACUGAUUAAACCCCGCAAGGAGAGCAGCAGAGAGAGAGGAGGCGACCGGGACAAGGAAGGAGCCAAAGACAGAGAGCGAGCGAAGAGCGCCCCAGACAUCCCCCUACCUGCCACGCCUUCCCUCCUGCCCCCCGAGACCCCGCCCCCUCCUCCCCAGCGGAUGGGAAGUGAAGAAGGCAGCGCUGCACACAGUAACCAUAACAACCACACCAGCAGCCCCGUCCUGGGACCCCAGAGUCCAGCCCUGACACCCAUCAGCCGAGGAGGGACUGACCGAGGCCGGAGCGUUUAUCGCAGCAGCACUCCAGGAGGCAGUAAUGAAAAUGUCAAUGGAGAAGAUGGACACGGGCAAGUUCAGACCUAUAAAAGCCAUCUGAGCUCCACUCCCAGCCACCCGUCAUCCUCACUGGGCAGCUCCAGCUCCAGACUGGUCCAAGGCCCCGGCCGCAGGCCCAGAGGUCUUUUUGAUGAACACUCUCGCCACAACACGUCUGACUCAGUGUUUGGUCCCCAUGGCAACACGGGAGGACGGCCAGGGUCGGCAGACUUCAGCCACAACUCGUCCACCUCCAACUCACCCGUCAACUGCAGAGACACACCUGAUCGUCAGGUUCGCUCAGCCAGCCUCUCUAGCGAUGAUGUCGUGGGUCUCAGCCAAUCACAGCAGAGUCUGUCACGUAGUUCCACCCUUCCAUAUGACCACACACCCCAGAGGGCCCAACCACAGCGCGGAGUGAGAAGCAAAACCCGUCCGUCGUCUCCUGGGAGUGAGAUGGUGACACUGGAAGAGUUUUUACAAGAGAGCAACCUGCAGUCUCCUCCUGUGGUGUCUACAGGAAGCAGGGAGGACUUGAUGACUGACUAUUUUACCAGAAGCCCCGCCCCCUCAGCUAUCACUGGCAGAGAUCAGGCCACGCCCACCAGCUACGUCACGCCCACCAUCCAGCCGUCCAGCCAGAGGCCAGGACAAAGUGUGAAGCCUUCACCCCGGCAGCCUGUUGGCCAAUCGCCAGCCUCCAGCCAGCCGGUCAGCCAGAGGAGCAGCCAAUCACUGAGCAGAGCCUUCAGCCUGGCCUCGGCCGACCUGCUGCGCUCCAACGGACCGGACAGCUUCCGUGGAAAUGAGGGGUCUCCUGGACAACCAGAUGUGGUGGUCCGGCGGCCAGGUGGAGGAGCUAACGGAAGAGAGCGUCCGCUGUCGGCUCGUUUUGCCGCUCCGGCCGGUCACCAUGGAGACGGCAGCUUCGUAAACCCAACCAUUCACCACUCGACCUCCCUCAACCUGCAGACGGAGAGGUACGCCGAGAGGGAGAGGGACAGAGGGAGGACCCCCGUCUCUCGGAACAGCCUCUCCACAUCCUCCACCCAUCACCGUGGAGAGGUCGCCAUGGUGACCCCCGUCAGGGCGGUGCCGGCCACGCGGCCCGAUGACGCCUCAGAGCACGGGGAGGUCCUGAGAGACGGGCGGUCAGCGGACACCUCCCACACAAAGAAAGACGGCGAGAGAGUGAGGUGUGGCUCCGUCGAACGCCCAAAAAGCACACCAGCAUCCCCCGACCCCAACAACGACCCCCAGACUGUGUGGUACGAGUACGGCUGUGUCUAAACACUGAAAUGAAUGGACGUCUAUGAGUGUCUAAAGACAGGGACCAGAUCCUCUACUGGAGCUGCACACUGGUGCUGUAAUCCUGGAUCCAAACCCUGAGACAGAAGCAAUCUGAGCUCUUUGUAUUGUAGAUUAAAGUUAGAACUCUUGAAGUCUGUGCUAGGUUUUGUUCCAGUACAGUAUCAGCCACUGGAAAUCUGUGGCCAGGGCUCUGUCUAAUCCAUGUACAAACAUCUCUGCAUAAAAGAAUCCAGUGUGUUUUCUGACACAUACUUCUGUAGAUGAACGACUGGCCUUGUUUCCAUUAUAACACCUGCCAAUACGGUCAUCCAUCAGGGAGCUUAAUGAGGUAGCUGCUGGGGUUUCAAUCACAUCACACCUCUACCGCUGACUCUACCGACUCCAUUUCCUGUCACCAGUUUUCAUCACACGCUGAAUCUCGGAGAUGGAAGCAAUACGGCUUUGACCUCCAUCACUGAUGGACUUCCAGAUGUAAACUUGAACAGCACAACACUACAGGUGGUGUCUGAGAAUCUGGGAUUUGAUAGCCUCUACUAUCACCAUGUUUACUGAGACCCUGCAGGAUUUUCUCCAGGAGCUACCAAAGGAGCUUUUUUGUUGUUGUUUUUUUUUUUAAAAUGGCUUUAGUAUUGAUUGCUAAAUGAAAUGUGGAUGUUUUUAACAGACGAUGAUCCAGGUGUUACAUUUUUAAGAGUGCUUUUUUUACCGAGCAGAAACGGAGAUGGAAGCUGCAAUAUCUGUGAGAGUCUCUAACACUUAAAGCCUGCAGGGACAAGUAACAGAGGAGCAGAACACUAAGAGGGACCUCUGAUGGCUCACCGACAUGCUGGCCUGCACAGGCUUACCUGGAUUACACCAAAUCUGCAGAACUUUAGUCCAGGAAUUAGCCUGAACCAUUUGACUGAACUGAAGAAAAGAUUACCAGAACAACUGAAUGUAGCAGCUCCUGUCUUUCUCUCAUCUGCUGUCAAGAGCAAACACUGGAAAAGGCUGGAGAGGAGCUGAGGAAAGGCGACAGAUCGAGCAGAGACGAGGAAGGAGAAAGAGAAAUAGAAAAGAGAGAGUGGUGAGAGAGGGAGAUAGAUAUAAACGGAUGGAGAUAAACAGGACAGACAUGGAGGGGCUCCUCCCAGUUAAAUUACAGUCUGUCUCCCUCCAUCUUUAGAUUCUGUCCCAGCAUGCAACACUCUGACACUUUACUGGAAAUGUUGCUCUACGCAAGCCAAUACUAGCCUCACACACACACACACACACACACACACACACACACACACACACACACACACACACACGUAUAUGUAAUGAUAUAUACAGACACACAGGCAUUGUCCUUGAGGGGGUUGGCCGUGGCUUCUCUAACCAUUGAGCUGGACUUAAUUCACACACACUGACCACAGGGUGAACCGCUGUGUUUUGGUGGGUUGUCCUGCUGCACGCUACGUUAGCCAGACAGCUAGAAGCACAACAAACAGAGAGAAUCAGAAUGAACUCAGAGCAACACACCCACUGUCUUCUGCACAUGAAUGAAGUGACAAAUGAGAGUUCAGAGUUUUAUGAUAACUGAAUGCACCAGAACAAAAUCAUCCAAAUGUCUCAAAUAAAUAUCCUGAUGCACAUUAAAUUUUAGCAAAUGCUAUGCUGGUCAGCAUAACUACUUGGUAUUGUAUGAUACAUAGCAGCAGGAAGCAAUAAGGAUAAAACCUUUUUUAAAUAAAACUUUAGUUCAGUUCUGAAUCCCUUCGUCAGCUGCAGAAAAUUCAUCAGAAACAGUUGUGAUUGUUAUUUAUUCAUCCUGGCCAUUGUUCAAGCAGACUUUCCAAGUACUCUUACUGGUGAUCAUUUGCUGCUUUCUUUGGUUUUAUUGUUGUAGACAGAAUGUCUUUGGGUUUAGGACUGCAGGUAAAGCAAAAAAAGACAUUUGAAUGCUCAACGUUUCACUCUUAGAAGUAGAUAGUGAUUUUUUUUAAUGUUCUGUAAACAGUCAAUCAAAUAAUGAAGAAAAGUAAUUUACAGAUGAACUCAAAAGUUUGGACACGCCCACUCAUUCCAGGUUUUUCUGUUUUUCCGAUUUUCUACAGUAUCAAACAAAACCGAUGGCAUCAACACUAUGAAAUAUCACAUUUGGAACUAUGUAGCGAUACGUGUAAACAAACAAACAAACUAAAGCUUUCAUUGUUACAUUCAUCACAGUGGUACACUUUUGUUUUGAUAGUAGCUUUGCUCACCAUGACUUCAUGACCUGAAGCUUUUCCAGCAGCUCUGAAGGACUUCCUGCGUAUAUCCAGCACCUGUUGGCUGCUUUCCUUCACUCUGGUCCAUUCCAUCCCACACUGUCUCAGCUGGGGGUAGGUUGGGUGAUCGAGAAAGAAAAAUCUCAAAUUUGGACUCAUUAGAUUUCCUCUGAUCAACCAUCUGUUCCUGUGUUUCUCAGUCAAAGCUUCCUCCUCUGGAAGAUCCUCUGAUCCAUUCAGUCUUCUCCCAGCAGCUGACUUUCAGAGGCGACUGUUUGAACUCUGGAGUCAUUGUUGUGGUUUCUGAUCUGAUAGCUGUUGAUCUGGAUGUGCUAACCUCCUCGGCAACAGACAGAUCGUUCUUCCUUUUCCUCUUGAAAUCCCAGUUUUUGCUGGAUCUUUUUUAUGACUUAAAGUCUCAAAAUAAUGAUGAACUGUUGCUUGUCUUUGCUUAGCGGAGCAGUUCCUGCUAUAAUAUAGAUCAGUGCAGGAUUUAAAGAAGACCGUUGGCUGUUUAUGACUCAGUACGACUGAUGGUCUGAUGAAGUUCCUCCAGGUAACUUCUGAAGAUUCACCAGUCCAGGUGUUGUUGGUGUGCAAAGCUGUCAUCCAGACAACCAGUGGUUACUGUGAGGAAGAUGAGGAUCUGUGUCCAGACUUUUGACUGCCCAGAUCAGAUGAUUGACCCAGAAAUAAUGUAGCCGUUUAAUUGUGACCAUGACCAGCAGUGUUUCCUGUUGAUGACUGCUUUGAUAUAACCAGAGAUCUAAAAGGGAUGAACGUUAACAGUAAGACAGAUUAUUACACAGCAGAUAAAAAGCUGACAGACUGGCCAAAGCUGAAGUGUAACUUCACUUUUUUUUCCCAACCAUUCCAGUUGCACAAUUACCAACACUUCUGACAUUUAACUUCAGUCUCUCAGCACCCACCACCUCCAGAUGUCUUCCAUUCUGUCACAUCUGACUGGAUUUGUCAUCAGUCGUGUCACAAAAGACCUUUGCAUUGAGUUAUUUCUUCUUUAUUUUGUCUGUGUGAAGGUCAGAGGUUGUGGGAACAUUCAUGCACAGAAUCAGAGUGUACCGAACACAGAGUUGUCUCCACUGGUGGAUGACAGAAUCUGAAAAUUCUUUAGUCCAUUUGAAUAGAAAGACAAUGAAGAGGUGGCGUUUUGUCUUUACUGCUGUUAGUAAAUUCAAACCUGUCCCAUAAAUCUGCAUCAGAAAGAUUCCAAAAGCAUUACAGCAGUGAUGAUGAUGAUGAUGAUGAUGGUGAUGGUGAUGGUGAUGGUGAUGAAGAUGUAACACUGGAGUUGUGAAGAUGAACCUCAGACUGAGAUCUGUGUCUGACACAUUCUGAACAUAAAUCUCAUGUCAAUAUUCAACCUGCUAAAUUAUUUCCUGUAGUGUUUGUACAGCGUGUUAGAGUUUAUGAACCGCUCAGAUAUUAUGAGUUUUUAAAAUGUUUGUUAAUUCCCAAAUUAAAAAUCUAAAUUAGAUGAUUUCCUGUAAGCUGGUAAAAACCUGUGAUUCCACUGUAUAAUUUUUAAUAUUUGUAGAUUUUCUAAAGAAGUAGAUUCCAGUGGUGGGGAUAUUGGCAGAUACAGUGACAGGAAGUGAAACCCUGUAGGUUAACGCUGUCAUUUCUGAUUCCUGGGUUUGUUUAUCGCCUGUUUUGUGCCUCAGAGCAUCGCAGCGUCAUCACUUCCCAAAGCCUUUUAGGCCACAUCUGCGUGUUUGUGUUUUGUCGGUUUCAGUUUUCUGGUGUCAAAAUGUGGAAAAUGGAUUCCCAGAAGCAGUUUUUUAUUGAAAUGACACCAUCGCUGUCUUGUGUUACCGUGUUAAUGUGUGUUAAUGUGUGUGUGUCUGUUGCGUUUCUUCUUGUGUGUCCAUCUGUCUCUUUCAUUCACUCCCUGCCUGUCAGUCUGUCCACGUUCUUCUGGUGUCCUCCUUCAACCAGACCUCUGUGAUCUCUGCCUCAGAAUUUCCUCGUCUGGACACCGUUGUGCAGCUUUUACUGAGUAAAAAUAAAACCACAACGCGAGGGACAGGAGAGAGUUGCAGCAUUGAGGGGGAGAAGUGAAAGAAGAAGGUGUCGUGGACGAACGUCACUGAUGCUUCCUGCUGUAACUGGAAUUACUGCUACUGUAGCUCACUUUAUGAACUUUCUGACUGCUAUGCUGUGAUGUGACUACUGCUAAAGACUGUUGAAAGGCUUCUAGUUUGAUUCAGCUCAAUGAUGAUGUUAUUACACACAAAAGUUUUUUUGGUAAUAAAGAGUUAUAAAGUCGAA